Molecule: messenger RNA, 2611 nt
Organism: Salvia miltiorrhiza (redroot sage)
Lineage: Eukaryota; Viridiplantae; Streptophyta; Magnoliopsida; Lamiales; Lamiaceae
Product: gamma-tubulin complex component 2-like
Exons: 21
Coding region: 447-2369 (640 amino acids)
Biological process (GO): cytoplasmic microtubule organization; meiotic cell cycle; microtubule nucleation
Cellular component (GO): gamma-tubulin small complex; equatorial microtubule organizing center; spindle pole
Molecular function (GO): microtubule minus-end binding; gamma-tubulin binding
Source: RefSeq, a predicted model, not a curated record
AAAAUUUUGAAUUGAAGAGACAAAUCUCUUCUCUCGCCUCUCUUCGUCUCUCUCCUCUCACACUCUUGUCGCCCCCGCUUCCGUCCGGUCGCCUCCGCACUACCGCCACAGGCUGCAACCGCGCCUCCACCCUCAGUCGACGGCCCCUCCCCCGUCCGCAGCCCUCCGUUCGUCUCCGUCCUCAGCAGCAGUUUCCUGCUUUAAGCCCGCCAAGUGCCCUUCCUUCGUCAGUCAGCAGUUGAUGGAUGAAUACCAUAAGCACAUGCUGAUCGAACCUUCGAAGCAGCCGUUGCGUGCACCAAUUGAAGCUUCAAAGCAGCCAUCUGUACUUGAAGGAUGUAGAUCGCAAGUUUCUGUUCAAUUUUAGUUUUCUGCACUCAUGAAAAUUCAUUUCUGGGGUGGACAAACCCAUAGGUUGCUUCCAUGCUGCAAUUCAGUUGUGUCUUAUGCAGGAGUUAAUUGUUAUUGACGAUCUCUUGUCAGCAUUGGUUGGGAUUGACGGACGUUAUAUCUCUAUCCGUAGAGUACACGGGAAGGAUGAUACUGUAUCCUUUCAAGUUGAUGCAUCUAUGGAUUUGGCACUUCAGGAAUCUGCAAAACGGAUAUUUCCAUUAUGCGAGAGCUACUUACUUAUUAAUCAAUUUGUUGAGUCAAGGUCCCAGUUCAAGAGCGGUCUUGUCAAUCAUGCUUUUGCAGCAGCACUUAGGACAUUGCUUCUUGAUUACCAAGCCAUGGUGGCGCAGCUUGAACAUCAGUUUCGUCUAGGAAAACUUUCAGUUCAAGGACUAUGGUUCUAUUGCCAGCCAAUGUUGGGGUCAAUGCAAGCUUUAUCCAUAGUGAUUAAGAAGGCCUCAGCUAGUAAUUUUAUUGGUUCUGCAGUUCUCAACCUCUUACAAAGCCAGGCCAAGGCCAUGGCUGGUGACCAUGUAGUGAGGUCUUUGCUGGAAAAGAUGUCACAAAGUGCAAGCCAAGCAUACCUUGGAAUAUUAGAGAGGUGGGUCUAUGAGGGUGUAAUUGAUGAUCCAUAUGGAGAAUUUUUUAUUGCUGAGAACAAGUCUCUUCAAAAGGAAAGUCUCAUGCAAGAUUAUGAUACAAAGUAUUGGCAGCAGCGCUACAGCUUGAAAGAUGACAUACCUAGUUUCCUUGCCAAUGCUGCUGAAACAAUUUUGACCACUGGAAAAUAUCUAAAUGUCAUGAGAGAAUGUGGGCAUUGUGUUCAGGUUCCUGUAGCAGAAAACACAAAGUUGACUAUGGUUGGGUCUAAUCAUCGUUACCUUGAGUGCAUUAAAGCUGCCUAUGAUUUUGCUAGUGGUGAAUUAUUGAACCUCAUAAAAGAAAAGUAUGACUUAAUGGGGAAAUUGAGGUCAAUCAAGCACUAUCUGCUUCUCGAUCAGGGUGAUUUUUUGGUCCACUUUUCGGACAUAGCUCGGGAGGAGCUCAUGAAAAAGCCGGAUGAAAUUUCAGUUGAAAAGUUGCAGUCCCUCUUGGACCUUGCAUUGCGAUCCACGGCAGCUGUGGCAGAUCCAUAUCACGAGGACUUAACGUGUUGUGUGGAAAAAACAACUCUAUUGAAAAGGUUGAGUGAACUCAAAGAUCUUCAGAUCAGCCAGAUUAUUUCCAGCAAUGGUGAUCUCGAAGAGCCUUUAAGCAUUACAGGCUUGGAAACAUUUUCUUUGAGUUUCAAGGUUCGAUGGCCAUUAUCGCUUGUGAUCUCAAGGAAGGCUUUGACAAAAUAUCAGUUAAUAUUUCGGUGUCUGUUUCAUUGCAAGUAUGUGAAUCGGCAACUUUGUGCUGCAUGGCAAUUACAUCAAGGUCUGCGACGACUUGAUAUGCAAGGAACAGCAAUUUCAGUGUCAUCUUUGUUGUGCCGAAAUAUGCUUAAGUUCAUCAACAGCCUUCUGCAUUAUCUGACAUUUGAGGUUCUUGAACCAAAUUGGCAUGUCAUGCACAAUAGACUUCAGACUGCAAAGAGUAUUGAUGAGGUUUUACAACACCAUGAUUUUUUCCUUGACAAGUGUUUGGGAGAAUGCUUGCUUCUCUCGCCUGUUCUUCUCAAGAAGCUGGAGACAAUGAAAUUGAUAUGCCUUCAGUAUGCAGCAGCAGCGCAAUGGCUGGUUACCUAUUCCAUUGAUGCUCCCAAGUCUGACAGUCCCGAGCUGGAUAAAUACAAGAAGCUGAAACUAAGAACCCGUUCUCAGACGCAGAAAGUAACAUCUGAAAACGCAACUGUUAUUGAAUCUAUCUUGAAGUUUGAGCGCAAAUUUUCAGCUGAGCUUCAGAGUCUAGGACCGAUAUUGAGCAGCAGUUCUCGCGCAGAACCAUACUUAACUCAUCUCGCGCAGUGGCUUCUUGGUGUGGGAAUGGACUAGGAUGCAGCAACAUCUAGCUGUGCUUCUUCCAUUUCUUUGCUUUAAGUUUCUCUUAUUGUUGGUUUACUAUUUUCCUUUUGUGAUCAGUUGAGGAAAUUUGUGUUAGAUAUCCAUAGCUUCGUUAAUGAUCAAAGCCUAGACUAUACCAAUGGGCUUGUUGUGCGAUGGAGCUAAUUCAACUCUUAUACGACCCAAAUUGAAAUAUUAUUGAUUUUAUUUAGCUAGCUUAUAUUUUGUGAAUA